GAGGGUGGAGGAAGAAGAAGAAAAACCUAAUCCGACGAGGGACCUAGUUCCAGAUCUAAUAGAAGAGAUCUUGGUAGGACUACCCUUGAGAUCCAUCCUCAGAUUCAAAAUCGUCUCAACCCAAUGGAGAUCAAUACUGGAGUCGAGGAGUUUCGCAAGGAGGAGGAGGCGUAGGAAUAAGAUUCACAUCCUAGAGGUCAGAGACAACCGGACCGAGUCACAGUUCAAAGGAGACGAAGAGGUCGAGAUAGUCUAUUUACAAUGUGAAGCCGCCGCCACAAGACCUUCGAUGACGUGUGAUGGUCUGGUUUGCAUCCCCGAACCAGGCUGGAUCAACGUUUUGAACCCUUGCAUGGGAGAACUCCUUAGAUUCCCAUCGGGGCCAAAUCCAGUAGAUACCAGUCGCUACGAUCACUAUGAUCGGCCAGUUCGUGGAGAAUUUAGGUUGGAUUUUUUGGAUUUUUUCCCGGGAUAUUGGUCGAUGGGGUUUGGUAAGGAUGAAGUUAGUGGAAGCUAUAAAAUAGUGAGAAUGUUCUUUGAUACCGACCAAACUGAAAUUCUUGAUAUUAACAUUGGUGAAUGGCGGAAACUCCCAAGUCCUCCUUACCCUGUGGAAGCCUUUAAACAUUCGGCCUUUGUGAAUGGGUCCAUCUACUGGUACCAAUUAAUUGAUGGUUACAAGAUACUCGCUUUGGACCUUCACACUGAACAGUUCCGUGAUGUCCCAAGACCGCUCAUGUGUCCUUUAGCUGCCCCUCUAGUCAACCUUGAUGAUCGUCUAGCCCUGACCACCAUUUAUAUUGCAGAUUCAUAUGAGAAUGCAGAGAUAUGGAUCAUGGAUACAAAAGAAGAAACAUGGACCAAAAUUUACUCAAUACGUAUAUUGCCUAUAUAUCGUUACCCCCGCCCCACGUGUUGGAUGUAUUGCAUUCCACUUACAAUUUCGAAGCAAGGGAAUUUUUACUUCUACGACAUCGAGAAGAGGUUGUUCAAAUAUUAUCCGAAGAUUGACCAAGUCUGUUGUAUCAAUAAACACGUUCGUGUUUUAUCUCCUUUUGUUGAAAAUAUGAUCCCACUCCAAGGUCCAAAAAUCAUGACAUACCCACCCGGAUUUCAGUAUUCAGAAUCUAGGAUAUCCAAAAUUUUUAGACAAAUCAAAUUGCCUACUACUUUGUUGCUUACCACCACUGUUGUGGCUCUUGUAAUUUUUCGUUUUUCUUCUGCUUCGUCUAGGUCUUUAUGUUAGGAUAUAUAUUGUGAUUCUUUGUGUUUCCUCUUUUCUUUUAAUAACUGGAUUGAUGCCAACUACGAUUGUUUUCUUAAAAACAAACGCUGCUUUUAUUUU
Messenger RNA from Camelina sativa (false flax), 1345 nucleotides. Its product is annotated as F-box/LRR-repeat protein At2g43260. Gene Ontology annotation, molecular function: protein binding. Lineage: Eukaryota; Viridiplantae; Streptophyta; Magnoliopsida; Brassicales; Brassicaceae. The record is from RefSeq and is a predicted model, not a curated record.